GAAAAACAGUUAGAACUUAUUUACUUGCACCGCUUUUUACAGCCUAAUUUUCAACUUGCACGUCUGCAAGCGAGGGAAACUUUAUCGUCUGGUUAUGAAAAACAUCAUUUUUGUUAUUCUAUAUCAUACUUCCAUGUUUCGUUCAGCACAGUUGAGUUGAAGAUAACCCGAAACUAGCGACGUUUGUAAAUUUGAGAGGUUUUCGUAGUUGUGGAAAGUUUUAAUAUUCUUAAAUAUCUACCGGGAUUCACAUAAUGGAUUUCUUACGUCUGAGCAACGAGACGACAAAAAAUGAUUCGGAAUCUCUUGGUGAUUUUUCGGUUUUUAAUGACUCGAUAUCAACAAAUACCAUGGAGAGAUCCAGGAAGAAUUUAUUGGGUUAUUUACAAGUGAUAUUGGCUUUAUUAGCGAUUAUCUGUAACCUGUUUAUUGUUUGUGUCAUUCUUUCAUCUAGAACACUGAGGAACUCGUCCAAGCACCUGCUCAUCCUGAACCUAAGUUUCGUAGACUUGAUAAAAAUAGUUGCCCUGGCAUUAUACGUCUAUAUGAAUUUUGCCGAAUCACCUGUUUAUGCGUGUGAUUUGGAAUACAUUUCUCGAUUAAUCACAGACUUAACAACAGGUUUGAGUGGUUUCUUUAUAUUGCUAUUAAAUAUAGACUACAUAGCUACCACAAAUGACUCAACUUCGUAUCCAGGGCGCCGUUUGGUUGGACCUGUCAUACUCACUUUCUUCAACUAUGUCAUUACUGGAAUAGUUCUCGUUCCACUGUUAGUGUUACAUAUUAAACCAGAAAACUUCAUCGGAACACCCACGUCAUCAAACUGCUGGAUAUUCGACAAAGAAUACACGUUUUUGAUUUAUGAGGUAGUUUCUGUCCUUCCACAAACGUUUCUCAUCCUCAUGUCUGGUGGAAUGACCAUAGGUGUCUGCCUCGCCCGCUCGAGUUUGCUCAAUAUCUCCAAGGAUUCAAAUCUUGUCAGACGUCCAAUCGAUUUAAAUAUUGCAGGAUUCCUAACCCUGACUUUGUACUUUGUACCUUAUGUGUAUUCUCUGAUAAGGAAAUUUGUGGAUGAUUGUCAGAUAUGUAGUCCUUACUCGCCCGCUUUCCUCGUAAUACCUAUGUUACCUUUUAUGAAAUGUGUUCUAUUACCAUUUGUAUGGUUAAUGUGUCCAGACGUUCGCGCAGCAUUAAGUAUAAUGUGUUCAAGAAACAAAACUGCUAGUCAGGCAGGAAAUAGCAUAGAGGAACCCCAGCCUAAGCCACACGCAAGUAUAGAGGAUCCUAAGCCUGCACCAUUCAUCAGUAUAGAGGACCCUAAGCCGAAAAUGUAUGCAAGUAUAGAGGAUCCCUAUCCUAAACAGUAUACAUACGUUGGGGACUCGGAACCACCAAAAAGCAUAGAAGACCCCAACACGGAACAUGCAGUACAGCCCAACAAUGACACAAGUCUAACCAACAUCGAAGAACCUAAGGCAGAUCGGAGUAUAGAAAUCCCAAUGACUAGCACCAUCAUACAGGAACAACCUGAAACGAAUAUCGUAAGGGAAGAACCCGUAAAAGAUAACGAUAUCGGAGAAUUGCAUGCAGAUAAGAAUGUCGUGCAUGUAGAUCCUACCGAAAGCAGUGAUGUAGAAACAUCCACAACAGGUAAUUGUGAAGACGAAUGGAUGACAGGUCCGGGUAUAGAAAAAACUCCGGGCAACGAUGCUAUAGAUCAAGCUAUAGAAAAUAGUAACGGAGACCUACCAAUUAUUGACAAUAAUGUAGAAGAACCAAUUGCGACCAGUGACCUAGACGAUCGAAUUACAGACAAUGGACUAGACUACCCGAUUGCAGAUAAUGAUUUCGGUUACCCAGUUGCAGAUAAAGAUCUCGACUAUCCCCUUCCUGAUCUAGAUUAUCCUAUUGCAGACAAUGGUCUGGAAGAUCCGAUUGCAGAUAAUGAUCCUGGUUAUCCGAUACCGGACAAUGAUCUGGGAUAUCCUACUGCGGACAGAAUCCUUGAAGACCCGGUCGCAGAUAAUGAUCACGGUUAUACGAUUCCGGGCAAUGACCUAGAUUAUCCGUCUGGAAAUAAUGGUCUGGAAAAUCAGAUUGCUGGCACAGGAUAUCCCAUUGCAGAUAAAGGUCCGGGAGAACAAUUAAAAGUCGAGGGAUUAGAUAUGUCGAAGAAGCUCGAACCAGGCGAGGAAAUAAUGCUGUAGCCUACGAACAUAUUCAUUAUGGGACCUUUUGUUAAAUGCUAUACCAAUAUCACAAAUUGAUGCAUUUUAUGACAGUCCAUUAUGAUACUUUUUAAUUUUAAGACAUUGCGGCUGUUAUUAAUGACAUCGGAUGGUCUGUAUUAGGUUUAAAAGUGGACGUUGGAUCUAUAUCAAUUCCAGCGUUACAUCUAAUUACAACAUUUGGGGACCUUAGAUUGGCCUACAUUAUUCGAAAGUUAGAUUUCAGUGUGCUCAACAAUGUUAAUACAUCACAACUCUGAGACGCUAGGAUCUGACAAAUUUUGAAUUAAUUUGGGAAAUCCUACUUGGAAAGGAUCUAUAAGAUUCAUUAAACUGUGAAGUAUUGAUUUGAUUCUGUAUUUUUUAUUAAUUGUAGCGUUGUAGAUAUUAAGCUUGAUUUAGUUAGUCUUGGUGCCGUAAGACUAGUGCAGUAAUAAUCAACAUGUUCAUUCAUUUUUAUUGUUGUUUUUUAACAACCCAUUGAAAUACAUACAUGCUUAUAUGCUUGCUAUCAAUUGCAAAAACGGCGAUUUAUUUUCAUACCCCUUUUUUAUACGCCUGCUGUGAAAUGUGGCAAUUUUAUACUGUCUACCAUGUCCGUCUUCCAUGUUUAGUGACUCAUCUAAAUCUGAAACUGUUAGAUAUGAAUAUUUAGUUGUUAAUUACAAUUCCACAUAUUUUGUUAAGAACCAUAGUAAUUUCAAAAAUAAAUACACCGCCAACAAGAUAAUUCAGAUGUUGGAUUUUUUUAAUUGAUAAUAUCUUUCUUGAAUUUGGAGGGGAAAUGUAUCAGCAAGUGGUAGGUAUCCCCAUGGGCACCAACUGUGCAGCUUUGCUUGCUGAUUUGUUUCUAUCACUGUUCAUCACGUGUAUUUUGCAUACGGAUAGUCCAUUGGCCAAUUACGUUAUUUUAUCGAGAUUUCGUUUAAUGGGUUGGAUGCAGCUAUGGCGGGUGUGGCGCCAGGCAGGGUAAGCUUACUCUUCCGGACACCUGUUACCACUGUUUGUCGUGUAUUUUGUACACUGUGAACAGUCCAUUUGCUGAUUACACUAUUUUGCCUAUAAAGUUUUUUUUAGGACGGUUCGUACUUGGUUUUAUUUUAUUUAUGCAUUAGUUACAUUAGUGAGACGAAAUGGCCUAUUGAAUGUCAAACAAGUUCUUUAAAUUACUUAUGUGGUUAUUACCCUUGUCACCACGUAGAAUAUAGUAGACAUUGUGACGACAAAUGUAGCAUCCGAUCUGCUUAAAAAUCUAAUGGCAAUGUUCAAAUCAGUGAGACAAAGAACUUCAUCGAUUAAAAACAAUAUACGUCCUUUACUUUUAAGAGUUGAUGCCUUUGAUCUCUUUGUAGAAUCUUGAAACCUAGGCGUUUUAAUUGUUUCGGUUAUUAAGACAAAUAAGUCUACCGAGUAACAAUAAUUUCAGAUAAUAAAUUAAUAGUAAGUGCAGGAGACUCGCAUUAUACACAAAAUAAAACCGAUAAGACAAACCUGUGGAAAAGACAAACCUGUGAAAAAGACAAACCUGUGAAAAAGACAAACUACACAGACAUUGUAAGAAAUAAACAACAAUAAUAUCAAUUAGGGUGAACGCUCUAGUGGUAUUUAUCAAGGUUUCGCAUUGUUUUAUUUACCUAAAGAAUAACCAAAAGACAACUGUUAUGAAUUAAGACACUGGCGACUUAUUUGUGGUGAACUAACUUAAGGGGUUUUUUUGUGCUGUAAAACAAUCAUACAGCACUGAUGCAGAUUAUCGAUGAUUAUGUCACCAUUUUCGCCACCGUACAAAUUUAGUUUUAGACAAUUUAUUGUAACUAUACUUUGAUAUAAUAUGACCAGUCCGGUUACCAACAAAGAUUAAAUGUAUUAAAGCAUGCCUCGACUAUCCUCAGCCACUAAAGAGGGUAUGAUUGUAAACAUGAUGAUAUGGAAUGGUACGAAAUUUGUUUAUAAAAUGGCCACGCGAUUCACUACGGACUGUUUCCAUCGUUAUACUUUAUUGUGUCUACUGUUUUAUAUUUUAAUUCUAGAACAGUGAUUAAACAAUUCAGUUAUACUAUAAUAUUGCACUCAACUCAGAAAUUGUCACCUUUAGUCUAUAUCAGAAGUAUAGUUGCAGCCAGGGCCGGUGCUACCAGGCUGCCUACUUGGGCGCCCACGAGAGGGGCAAGGCACAAAAGAUUAGUUUGUUACUUAUUCUCAGAAUUUGAACUAAAUUUGGCAGUUACAUGUUUUUAAAAAACGAACUUAGCAUUAUUUGUUUUCGGCUGAAAAUAUAGUAUGUCGCUGGGAGAGAGAGAAAUGAGGCCCCAAAUCCACUCGACACAAACUAUGUCAUUUCGGGACUAGCAUAAUAUCAAUCUGAACGACAGACCCACCCUACCUGCAGAGAAGUGCGGAAAAAAAAAGCUAGCUGCCAUUUAAUUUUUGGACGUUAGUUACGUACGGCAUAAUAUGGUAAAUUUAUUUUAAUAAUUCGCUUGCGCGUAUGGGCCUUCAAAGAUUCGUGGGUUCAAAGACGAAAUGCCGAUUUAUCAUUUGUUUAAAAAUGUGUGUUCGGUUUAAAACGACCACAUUGAGACAGAUUACUUCAAAUGGGGCAAUUAUCCAAUAAAGCAUUUAGUUGCUCGUAAAGGUAAAUAUCAAUAUAUUUAAUCUUUUGUCUUUCCUCAAAACUCCAUAUAUAAAUAAAGAUGAUUUGAAUAGUUUAAACAUUAUAAAAUCAGUAUAAUAAUGUACAUACAUGUAGGCCCAUAUACAAUGACAAUAGGGCCAUAUAUCAACAGGGUAUUUUAGAAAUGUCAAGCUCUAUAACAUUUUACAGUUAUAAAUAAUGUACGUAUAAAUAAUGGUAGCAGUAAUAGAAAUAUAAUUAGAUAAUUUACUUGAUUCAGAGUGUAACAAAUGUUGACUGUUGUGUUGGUGGAGUUUCUAGUGAAUAGAACCCGAGAGCUUGUGUCGAUGGUGGACAAUAACUAAAACAAUUCAGCUGUUCUUUCUUACAAUUAUAGACGAUAGUAUUCAAAAAAAUAACAAUGGAAAACUACACAAGAUCCCAGCCUGCUACACUCGAGUCAGAG
Molecule: messenger RNA, 5308 nt
Organism: Patella vulgata (common limpet)
Lineage: Eukaryota; Metazoa; Mollusca; Gastropoda; Patellidae
Exons: 4
Coding region: 255-2207 (650 amino acids)
Cellular component (GO): membrane
Source: RefSeq, a predicted model, not a curated record